Hevea brasiliensis (rubber tree) is the source of this 2106-nucleotide messenger RNA. RefSeq names its product nuclear poly(A) polymerase 3. The record is from RefSeq and is a predicted model, not a curated record. The transcript is spliced from 10 exons. Gene Ontology annotation, cellular component: nucleus. Lineage: Eukaryota; Viridiplantae; Streptophyta; Magnoliopsida; Malpighiales; Euphorbiaceae. Gene Ontology annotation, molecular function: poly(A) RNA polymerase activity; RNA binding. Bases 177 to 1853 code for a protein of 558 amino acids.
UCUCCCCACGGUUUACAUACUCGUCGCAGUUUCAAAACUGCACAGGAACAAUCGACUGACUCAGAAUCCCAUAUUCCAUUUCCAAAUUCUCUUCCUUGUUUCCUAUAAUCGGAAACACCAGAAUCUCGUCUUUUGAACUCUCUUCCUCCCGUCUUCGAAGGACUUUUGGUGCGUGUAUGGAAGCAAAUGCAUACCAAAACCAGAGAAACGUCGUCGUCUUUCCUGUGCCUCCUCUGUAUCGUUUCCUUCCACUUCCACCUGUGAACCCCUCAUUUGGUUUGAUAAACCCCAGUUUUCACGGUAAGGUUUUGUUUCCGUACAAUCUUCCACCACCAGCACCUUUUGGAUUCGGUUUCAGUCCUUCAUUCUUGAUUCCAAUGGAGGACGAAAGGUCUGUCUCGCUUCAAAAGUUCAUGGUUAAUGAGGGAUUGGUGCCGUCUCUGGAAGAGGAAGAGAGGAGGAAAAAUGUUAUUUCAAAGCUCAAGAAGUUAGUGGUGGCAUGGGCUAAGAAGGUUGCCUGGCAGCGUCGGCUUCCUAGAGAACAAAUUGCAGCCACAUGCGCCACAAUAUUAACAUAUGGGUCCUAUGGUCUUGGGGUUCAUGGUCCAGAGUCUGAUAUUGAUGCUUUGUGUGUUGGUCCUUUCUUUGCCACCAUGGCUGAGGACUUUUUUAUUGUUCUACGAAACAUGCUUAAAAGCAGACCGGAAGUAUCAGAUAUUCAUUGUGUGAAGGAUGCAAAAGUUCCUCUGAUGCGGUUCAAAUUUGAUGGUAUCUCAGUUGACCUUCCAUAUGCUCAGCUUAAAUUAUUAGUUGUUCCUCAUAACUUGGAUGUACUUAAUCCAUUCUUUUUGAGGAAUAUUGAUGAAACCAGUUGGAAGAGUUUAUCUGGUGUACGUGCUAAUCAACAGAUUCUUCAACUUGUUCCAAACCUAGAGAAUUUCCAAUCAAUGCUACGAUAUGUUAAACUGUGGGCAAAGAGGCGAGGAGUGUAUGGUAAUCUAAAUGGGUUUCUGGGAGGUGUUCAUUUGGCAAUUUUAGCGGCGUAUGUUUGUCAAAAUCAUCCAAAUGCCGGUGUCAGCACUUUAAUAUCAAGCUUCUUCAGUACUUUUGCUGCUUGGCCUUGGCCAACACCUGUGGUGCUGCAAGAUGGAAUUCCAUCAACUGCUGGAGCUGUGAUUGAGACGCGGUCCUUCAUGCCCAUUCGUUUGCCAUGUAGUCCACUUGAAUAUUGCCAUUCCAAUAUCACUAAGAGCACAUUCUACAAGAUCAGAUCGGAGUUUCUCAAAGGGCACGAUUCAACAAAGGAUUUUUUGAAUCCAGGUUUUGAUUGGAAUACCAUUUUCCAGCCUUUUCCAUAUUCGAAGAAGUAUACCCGAUUUAUCAAAAUUUACCUUUCAGCUUCUGAUCAAGAUGAGCUAGGAGAUUGGGUGGGUUGGGUGAAGUCCCGUUUCCGCUGUCUACUUCUUAAGCUUGAAGGGCUGCAAGGCUUUUGUGACCCCAACCCCACGGAAUAUGUUGACAUGGAUGUAUUGGAUCCAAAUGUGGUUUUCUACUGGGGUCUAAAUCCGACUAGGAGUAGUUUCAUGGACAUAGAAUCAGUUGAGGAGGAUUUCCUGGGGAAUAUAUACAGUGGCUACCAUGGUAUUCCUAGAAAGAUAGAAUUAUCAAUUGUGCAAGCUUCUGAACUGCCCAGCAAUGUUCAGUUCAAUAGUGGAAAUGGGAAGAAAAUGAAAGCCUGUUGGAAGAUUGUGAACGAGCAAAGGAUCCCAGCAUACUCAUCACACCUGCCAGGCUACUUCGUCGGGUAUGUGGCAACUAAUGGAGACACCAAGCACCUAAGUGCCGGAGGUUAAAAUGUUUAAACGUGUUCUUUGUGUUCUGAUGCUACCUUUGUUUUUGCUGUUCUGGCUUGGAAACUUUUGAGUUUCUUCAUUACACUUUGCAAUGGCAUCAAAAGGAUUUACAGAUGCGGAUAGGAUGUGUGUUUGAGUCGACACUAAAGAAUAUCUUCUAAAGAGUAAAAACUAGUAUGGCUAUUGUAAAACAUUAAAAGUUCUGACUUUUGUAAAUCUAUAGAGUAUAUAUGAUAUUCAAUUUUUUGCUUUC